Acanthoscelides obtectus is the source of this 1191-nucleotide messenger RNA. The record is from the annotation of a GenBank genome assembly. NCBI's taxonomy places the organism in Eukaryota, Metazoa, Arthropoda, Insecta, Coleoptera, Chrysomelidae.
AUGAAGACUAGCAACGGAGGCGGUGACAGCUCGAUAGGGCGGUUUUCGCGCAGUAGUUCGACGCGCAGCGCGCGCAAAGUCGUCACUCUGCCGAAAUCUUCGUAUUCGACGCCCGCCGCGGCAAACAUGACCCCGGCACCGAGGAGUCCUUCGCUGAAUUGUCCGCCAUCGCCUAAGGGGAGCCCGAAGGUGGGACCGAUCGGAAGUCCAAAGGCGUGCGGCGGCCUUCGUUCGCCCAAGGUAUCGCUGAGUAGUCCAAGCCAAACGGAAAGGGCCGUUUUCGAUUUUGGUCGAGAAGAAGCUCCACUGAAGUCACCCAAGAAGUUCGACUACACCGACGAUGACACUGGUUGCAGAGAUAACACGAUCGCUGGGUCCAGUGAUUGUGAGACAUACAACUUCGCGCUAGCAUCACCUCCGAAGUCUAGCAAAGUUUACAACAGGCGCAUGUACCAGUCGAUAAAAAGUGACUCCGUUAGCUCAACAAAGUCCAGCUUGGAAUAUUCCUCUACGACCAAACAUCCGACUGGAUACCAGGACAUAGAGUACAAGAUAUGCCAUUCUCUAGAUUCAGAUUCACAGACUACUUCUAGCUACAGGUAUUCGACCACAACAAGUACCAGUUCGCGACACUCUUCGUUUAAAGAAAAGAAGAAACCCAAAUGCAACAUCCGCACAAAUCCGGGCUACGAUGAGAAGUACUCCUCAUCGAAGUCCAUCAACGAAUCGGGAAGGAGCGAGAGAGGCGAAACGUCACUACAGAAGUGUCGGUGCCGAAAGUCGACCUCCGACCUCACCGAGAUGACCUCCGACGAUUGCGAUGCAGGUCAAACGGCCACGACGUCUUUGAGUCGUCCGAGUUCGCCGCGUCGAAAAGGCAGUGUGAAGGGCGGUCUGGCUUAUUUGGCUUCCAGGCGCGGUUCCAGGGACUCGCUUGCAUCCAACGUGUCGAACGAGGACAUUGGCCCUCUCAAUAACUUCCAAAAUACGGCUAGGGGCAGGCAGAGGAGGACGUCGAACUUCCUGGAGUUGCCUGGUAAGUGGCGUUGUCUAGCUUUUAUUCCAAGUGGUUCAAGUUGUGAUGAAAACACGAAGUAUAAUUUAUUAUUCAAUUUAUGGCAAAUUUAUAACCGUUGCGACUGGACUAUCGCGUUCUGCGGUGACUCAUCGCCCGCUGCCAAAUUUGACUGA